CGCUGAGGGCGGCCGCGGCGGGGCCGGGCGAGGGCCGGGGCCGGGGCCGGGAGCGGGACCGGGAUCGGGGCCGGGACCGGGACCGGGUUCGGGAUCAGGGCAGGGAUCGGGAACAGGAUCGGGAACAGGAUCGGGAACAGGAUCGGGGCCGGGCGAGACCACAGUGCUGUGGUGCCUGGUGCUAGCUGCUGGAGGCUUGCCCUUCACCAGGAGAGAGGGAUUUCAUUCUGUCAGUUCCUGCCUUCCUCUCCUUCCCUGCUUCAGACCCUCUCUGCUUUGGCACGGGCUGCUAAGGAGCUCAGAGCUCUCCCUGCUUCGCUGACCACAGCAGCUGGAAGCUGCUUCCUGCCCGGUGGUAUGAGUGAGGCUUAAACCAUCUGUCCUUUGAUCCUGCCAGCAACAGCAAAUCUUUGCAGUUCAGCAGCACGAGUGGUACACGGGUGUUGGAAAGCCCAACUGAGAAUGGAAAUGAUCCGGGCAAGAAGAGGAAGAGAACAAACAUUCCUCCAGAUAGUGGCAGAAAUCUAAGCCUAGACUCCAUUCCGAUGGGUUUGCCAAUGUCAGACCCAACUGCCUGGGCCACUGCGAUGAACAAUCUAGGGAUGGCUCCCAUGGGAAUGACAGGACAGCCCCUCCUGCCUGAUUUUGAUCCUGCUCUUGGGAUGAUGACUGGAAUCCCUCCAAUCAACCCCAUGAUGCCAGGCUUAGGGAUAGUCCCUCCUCCCAUUCCUCCAGAUAUGCCUGCUGUGAAGGAGAUCAUUCACUGCAAAAGCUGCACUCUCUUCCCACCUAACCCACAUCUCCCCCCUCCAGCAACAAGAGAGAGGCCCCCAGGCUGUAAGACCGUGUUUGUUGGGGGACUGCCAGAAAAUGGGACUGAGCAGAUCAUUAUGGAAGUGUUUGAACAGUGUGGAGAAGUCAUAGCUAUUCGGAAGAGUAAGAAGAAUUUCUGUCAUAUCCGCUUUGCUGAGGAAUUCAUGGUGGACAAAGCACUUUAUCUUUCUGGCUAUCGCAUCAGGCUGGGCUCCAGCACUGACAAGAAGGACACUGGACGCCUGCAUGUGGAUUUUGCACAGGCUCGGGAUGACCUGUAUGAGUGGGAAUGUAAGCAGCGGAUGCUGGCAAGAGAGGAGCGCCAUCGUAGGAGGCUGGAAGAGGAACGCUUCCGCCCGCCCUCCCCACCUCCUGUCGUCCAUUACUCUGACCACGAGUGCAGCAUCAUUGCUGAGAAACUAAAAGAUGACGCAAAGUUCUCAGAAGCUGUACAGACCUUGCUAACCUGGAUAGAGCGUGGAGAAGUGAACAGAAGGACUGCGAACAACUUCUACUCUAUGAUUCAGUCGGCCAACAGCCACAUUCGCAGACUGGUAAAUGAGAAGGCAGCUCAUGAGAAGGAGAUGGAAGAAGCUAAAGAGAAAUUCAAACUUGCUCUCUCAGGGAUUCUGGUUCAGUUCGAGCAGAUAGUGGCCGUGUACCAUUCUGCCUCCAAACAAAAGGCUUGGGACCAUUUCACGAAAGCUCAGCGUAAGAACAUCAGCGUGUGGUGCAAACAAGCAGAGGUUGGUAAUUUUCUAUUGUGUUAGAUUCUGCAGCCAGUCUCUUUCAUGUCAGGAUAUUGAUUUUAUGUUUGCACAAUGCUCACAUGGGUAAUGACGUCUUAAUUCACAGUGUAAGAUGGGAAUUACUCAGUCGUCUCUUGUGUUGCAGGUAAUAAAUUUGCUCAUUGUACUUCUGAUAGUAGAAGCAAUAUAUUGAUCUGUAUGCCAAUUGAAGUUGUGAAAAUAAUAAUAAAUAUAGAUCUGUUUUCUACUGUUUUUAAUAUUAAAGCAACAAGUAUUUCUAGAGAGAUAUUAAAGAAAAC
Messenger RNA from Anas platyrhynchos (mallard), 1861 nucleotides. The record is from RefSeq and is a predicted model, not a curated record. Lineage: Eukaryota; Metazoa; Chordata; Aves; Anseriformes; Anatidae.